AUGUUCCGCGGCCGCCGUGCCUGGUUCUCGCAGAGCGUCAGCCCGGGCCCGCGGGGGCUCUGGGUGGCCGGUGGAGGGGCACUGACCAACUGGCUGGAUGCCGAGUACCUCUUCAGCAGCGAUGCCACCCACCCUGACACCCGCAGCAUACACGAGAGUCUCAGAUACUUGGAGGGCAGAGCCACAGUCUUUCACCCUCGUUACCUCUCGGCGUGUGACUGUGCUGGCGCCACAGAGAAGCCUUCAGUGGUUCUGGGCCACUUUGUCCUGCCCCCUGCCUGCCUGCAAGAAGAAAUCAGAAAGAAAAUCGGCUGUUUUAUUUGGGAGCAGGUGGAUGUCCUUGAAGAAAAGCCCAAUGGAAAUCCAACAGAGGAACCGGAGGCAGCAAGAAACGGCUGUGAGGAAGAUCCAGAGGGGGAAGCGCUAGACCUGGACAAGAGCAGCGAAGAAACAGACUCUGAAGCACCUUUCCAGGGAGGAUUUCCAUACCGCGCCCUCCAGGAAUACCCAGUAAAUAACAUGGUGACAGGCUACACCUCUGCCCGGGACAUGAAGAAAUAUGAAGGGGAGCUCCAUGACUUCAUCCCUGGUACAUCAGGCUAUGCGGCCUACUGGGUUCAAACCAAAAUUAGCAUUUACUGUGAGAGGAAGACCAAAAUGAAGAGGAAAUUGUAAUUAAUAGGUGUCUGGAGCAGCAAAAACUUCCCAAUUUAAGAGCUGCCAGAGAGGAUUUAUAAAUUAUCCAACUGCAGCUCAACAUGUUCAAUGUAUAUUUAAACACCGGCUAACUCUACUGCAAAUAUUUUCUUCUUUAAGUUUACAGUACUUAAAUUUCACAACAAACACAAAUACAGACAUUUCUCUCCAAAACACAAACCUUUUGUCAUUUUAUUGCUAUCAGG
This is a messenger RNA of Myiozetetes cayanensis, 902 nucleotides long. RefSeq names its product telomere repeat binding bouquet formation protein 2 (gene TERB2). Lineage: Eukaryota; Metazoa; Chordata; Aves; Passeriformes; Tyrannidae. The coding region runs from base 1 to 675 and encodes 224 amino acids. Gene Ontology annotation, cellular component: nuclear inner membrane. The transcript has 7 exons. Gene Ontology annotation, biological process: homologous chromosome pairing at meiosis; meiotic attachment of telomere to nuclear envelope. The record is from RefSeq and is a predicted model, not a curated record.